Hyphopichia burtonii NRRL Y-1933 is the source of this 2265-nucleotide messenger RNA. RefSeq names its product exocyst subunit (gene EXO84). Bases 1 to 2265 code for a protein of 754 amino acids. The record is from RefSeq and is a predicted model, not a curated record. Gene Ontology annotation, cellular component: exocyst. NCBI's taxonomy places the organism in Eukaryota, Fungi, Ascomycota, Pichiomycetes, Serinales, Debaryomycetaceae. The transcript has a single exon. Gene Ontology annotation, biological process: exocytosis; intracellular protein localization; Golgi to plasma membrane transport.
AUGGAUCAUAAAGCAUCGCAUCGUCAGAGCAGAGCACCGUGGCUGACGUCGGCCAAGGCGCAGAAGAGCAGUAAUCCAUAUGCCAACGCCAACACAUCGGUGUUAUCACCCAAUGAUAUGAAGGUUAGAAACCGGGCCAAUACUGGGGGUGGGUUGAAGGUGCCUAAUCCGUACGGAGCAGGGUCGAACGUACAGAACAGGAAGAACUCCAGAAGAUUGAGUAUCCAUGCUAUGGCUAUGCAAAAUGGGAAGAGUGGAGCACCACCGUUUGAUUUGCAAAAUCUACCUCCGGUACCUAGUUUGAAUAAGACUGUUACUCAGAACUCGGAUAAUGCGCUGAUUGCUGAAAGCAUCCAGGAAGAGCGUGGAGAGUUUGAUGAGAUUGAGGCCACCAUCUUGAAUAAGUUGUCUAACGGGACCGCUGGUGAGAUCGAUGAUCAUUAUAAAUUUUUGGUUAAGAAAAAGGCGCUUGUGACCAGGGACAUUAAGGAAAACAUUAACGAAAAUCAAAAGAACAUCUUAGAGCUUACUCAUGAUUUGAAGUCAACUCAAGAAGAGUUGAUGAAACUAAGAGUAACUACUAAAGACUUGUAUGAGGUGUUCAACGAGUUUAGGGAGUCUGCUAGAAGACGUCUUGACUUGGAACUCGAACCACAAAAUAAUAGUGCAAAUACUAGUUAUGAAAAUGCCCCGAGCUCACUCAAAAUACCCAAAAAGAGAAAAGAUCGGUCUUCUGUUCUUGUUUUACAGAAAAUGUGGGCAACUGAACUCCAGUCUUUGUUUAAACAUGUUGAAGGGGCGUCGAAGUUCAUCCAAGCCAUACCGGGGAGACAUGUUCUUGCUGAGAGUGGUAGGUGGCUAGAAGUGAAUGUAGGGACUUGGAAAACAACUAAAGCCACCCAUCUUUUCAUUUUGAAUGAUUUGAUGUUGAUUGCUACUAAAAAAAGCUCAUCAGGUCAAGAUAGUGGAACUAGUGGUAAGAAACUUCAAGCUAUACUUUGCUGGCCAUUGCAAGAGAUCAAGUUAUCUGAAAUUCAAGUUCCUCAACCAGUAAAUUCCGGUAAAGAAGAAAAUAAAGCUUAUGCCAUUAAUGUUAGAUCCAAAUCCUUGAGCUAUGUUUAUAGAACUGAUAGAUAUGAUCAUUUUUUGAAAAUAAUGGAUGCUUAUACUAAAGGCAGUAAUGAAAUUCUACAAAAAAAUCGUUUAUUGGAUGCUCGCAAAUCUAUAAAUCAAUCAACUGAUGGAUCUGAAACAACAGAUGAGAAAAGACAACUUCGAGAAUCACUUCGUGGAUCUGGGUUUAUGGAACUGUCAAAUAUAGAUGAUAGUUCCCAAACAAGAACAAAUAGUAUAAAAAGACAAAGUGCAGAUAUUUUACUUCAAGAUAUUUCAGCUCGUGUUCAUUCGAGAAAUAGAUCUCAUGAUUUUGGCAAAGGAUUCAAUCCAAAUACUGCCACUGGUGAUAAAAGUAAAUUUUUCAUUGAUUUGAAAAGUAUCGAAGAUAAACUUGAUGAAGUAGAUGUUCAUAUAGCUCAUAAUAAAUUUUAUGAGUCAGUAGGUUUGAUUAAUCAUAUAGAGGGGAAACUCAAUUCUAUAGAGUCUUCGAUUAGCCGUGGUAAAAAUAAUGGUAUCGAAGAAGAAAUAAAACUAUUGAUUGAUGUUAUUAAAUUAAAAAUCGGUAACAGGAAACUCAAGGUUCAACAAUAUCUUAAUUUUGAUUUACAACAGAAUAUCGCAAAACUCAGUAAUGGUGAAAUUUCUCAAAUAAUCGAGUUUUAUCAAAAUUUUGAUCAAUUAGAUGAAGGAAUAUCUUCUUACUUACAAGCUAUGUCUUCAUAUUUGUCAAGUACUAUUGCCAAAUUGGUCGUUGGAGUUCAAGGCUCUACUCGUAUUGAUAUUGUCAAUUAUUUAUCUAAUUUGGUUAUUAUCCAUGUGUCGAUCAUCAAAAGAGCUAUAACGGUGUAUAACCAGUGUAUCAAACCAAUCAUCAAGCGCCAUAAACAACAGGACGUUGAUUCCAGUGGUUUUAUAAGUUGGUGCAUUGAUGAAGUAGCCAAAUUGGUUCUGUCAGUCAAAAAACAUUUAUAUGGUACUCUUAUAACUGUUACCAGUGACCCUGAAUCAGAUGAAAAAAUCUACAAAAUAAAGGAUCCUCAAUAUUUCCAGGAAUUCCUCGAUGUUAUUAGACCCCAAUUAAACGAUUUAAAGAGCGUUGGUGUCAACGUUGACUUUUUAUUUGAUGAUAUUCUUUCGUUACAGGAAUAA